Cicer arietinum (chickpea) is the source of this 1854-nucleotide messenger RNA. Its product is annotated as putative F-box/FBD/LRR-repeat protein At4g03220. NCBI's taxonomy places the organism in Eukaryota, Viridiplantae, Streptophyta, Magnoliopsida, Fabales, Fabaceae. Gene Ontology annotation, molecular function: protein binding. The record is from RefSeq and is a predicted model, not a curated record.
AUCUAAAACAAACUCUCCUAACUGUUUUUACUUUUGAAAACUUCCAAAUCUCACUAACAAUUAUAAACAAUUAAGGUAGAAAACACACAAAAAAACAACACUAAACAAGAUCAAGAAGCUAUAGAUCCAUUUUAUGCAAUUUCAUGCAAUGGAGACAAGAUCUGCAAAACGCAAAAAAAUUGCUCAAAAACAACAAGACAACAAUGCCAAAACAACACCAUCCAAAGAUCUAAUCAGUGAUCUACCUGAUGAUAUUAUUCAUCAAAUUCUUCUUCUUCUUCCCAUUAAAUCUGUUGCACAAAUGAGUGUUCUUUCCAAAAGAUGGAAAUUUCUUUGGACAACUUUUCCUUACCUUGAUUUCACAACCCUUAAUCCAUUUCCACUUAUUUCAUCCAAAAGCCAUAAGAAAAAUUCAAACUUUGAAAAAUCAAGACACCCCUUUUCAUCAACAAGAUUGGAUUUCAUAACCCAAGUUUUAAAUCUUCGUGAUAUUAAAUAUAAAGACAUAAGGGUCCUCUGUUUUCGUGCAAGUUUGAGUUUUUCUUGUUUGAAUAGAUUGGUUCGUAAUGCCAUUAGGCAUAAUGUUAGAGAACUUGAUAUUGAAGUUGAAACAGAAUUUGAUUAUGAUAAUUUUUUCAACUUUCCUAGAUGUGUUAUUAGUAGUGAAUCAUUAAGCGUUUUGAAAUUGAAAUCGGGUUUUCGAUUGCCACCAUCGAAAAUUAUGAAAGAUGGGUUUCAAUCUUUGCAAACAUUGUCAUUAUCUCAAGUUAUUUUGUAUAAUCAACCUUCUCUUUUUGAUUUGUUCUCUGAGUCUUCAUUUCCUCUUUUGAGAAACUUGCACCUUGAUUUGUGCUUUGGAUUAACACAUCUUCGAGUCGCUUGUCGUGUUCUUGAAGAUUUGAGGUUGGAAAGAUGUUAUCAAUUACAAGGUUUGGAUGUUUCUUGUGGAAAACUUGUGAGAAUGAAAGUUGUGAGUUGUUUUGAUUCUUAUAGUGAGAAGACUUGGGUGAGAAUUAAUGUGCCUAAUGUUGAACAUUUGUUUUGGCAAUAUAAUGCUGUCACUGAUGUUACUGUUUUUGAGAAUUCAAGUUUUUUGCAUGAGGCUUCUAUUGGUUUGUUUAUGUUGAAGGAAGGUAAAGUUGAUUUGGAUAGGCUUCAAAGUGCAAAUACCUUCUUGUGUGGUUUGUCUCAUGUUCAUUCUUUGACUCUUCAAAGCCAAACUAUUGAGGUUCUAUCAAAUUAUAGCUUCUUUGUUCUUCCAUUUGAGAAUCUUAAAUCAUUAGAGCUGCGUACUGGUUUCAACAAAAGUAAUGUUGAAGCAAUAUCAUGCCUAUUUAGAAGCUCUCCUACCCUCCACACAUUGAUUCUUGAGAUCACUAACGAUUAUAAGAUUGAAAGAAAACAAUGGAAUAGGGACUUGUGGGACAUGAAUAAUACUGAAGAAGAGCAAUAUUGGGAAUCUCACAUACCAUGUUUGAAGUCUUUUCUAGAACACUUGAAAGUUGUGAAAAUUCAAGGUUUUCAAGAUUGUGCAAAUGAAGUAACAUUAGCUAAGUUUCUUCUCAAGAAUGGAAAGAAUUUGGAAGAAAUGAUAUUGUGCACAGGGCAUUCAAAUAGGAGAGAUACUCUUAGGAGACAAAAGAUAAGGUCACAAAUGAUGGGAUUUUCUUGGGCCUCUUCUAAUGCUAAAGUGGAAUUUCAAUAGCCUUAAUUGCUACAUAUAUAACAUAUGUUUUGUUUGGAUCUUCUAAAUUUAAUAGUCUUCACAUCUAUUGCACAAUAUAAUAUUCGUUGAUGCCGUGGAUGAUCUAGUUUCCAUAGAUCGCAAAUUAUUUAUUCAGUAACAAAUUUUUA